CUUACGUGCGUCAAAAGAUGGAGCGGUUUAACCAACCUCAAACCCCGAUAUAAUGCAGUCCUAACCCAAACCCCUUUAGUUAAAAAUUCCUGAGAAAUGGGAAACCAAGUCUCAGAAGUGAGGGGCAAAAUAGUAAUGUGGGAUGGUUCGGUGCAGGAAAUAGAGCAACCUUUGACAGUGGCAGAGUUGAUGCUGGAGCACCCAGAGCAAGUUGUGGUUGAGUUGCAUUCAGCAGUGAAGCAGAAAAGGGCAACACCAUUGCCAGCAGAUAACAAGUUAGAGACAAACAAGGUGUAUCUGAUGCUUCCCAUUAAGCGAGGGAAGCCCGUUGGAUUAAGCGGGGAAGACACUCGGCGCAUUCUCUUGAUCCUUAAUUCUGCUCUGCACCACUCCAAGUUUGUUCCCUGGCUCACGCGUCUGUGCCAGAACACUACUACAAUUGUCGAACCUCAGAGAAAGGAAAUAACAAAACAAGAACAAGAGAGCUGCCAGUUGUUUUUCCCGGAAAUCUUGGAAGGGAGGCCUGAAUAUUUGAAUAGGCAGGUUUCAGGGAAAGGGUGGAAGCCUACUCUGGACACCAUUAAGGAGAAUAAUAUUGACAGAAAACUCACUCACUGGUUGUUCCUCAAGACCUUUUAGUCAUACAUACACCAAACUUUUAUAUAUAUGCAGUUUGUUUGUUAUCUGUUUUUGGUACUGUUGUUUUUUCAGUUGGAGUUUUAUUCCGAUGAUCUAAUGAAAAUUUGCAGUGAGUGUCAGAAUGGAUUAUCGAAAUAAAACUCUGCUUUUAAUUUGAAAGUGAUACCAAAAACAUUUUAAACCAACUGGAUGUAUUUUUGUUUUUUUAAGUAUAGUUGUCAAUUAAUGAAAAUGUUUGUGGCUUUAUGUGGGUGUUAAAUGUAAGAACGUAAAAUGAGAGUUUAUUGUAUGUAUUUAAACUUCUGAGACAGAACAGUGAAGCUACCCAAAUGAAACUGGGAAGUCCUUUCUUCCGUUUUAUUUGGGAGGUCACAAAUAUUUUGCAUGAGAAACAUAUUAUUCAAGUUAGAUAGAUAGGAUUUCUUUUAUUUAUUAAAUAGAUAGAUCAUUAUGCGCAAUAAAAUUUUCUUUUGGAGUA
Molecule: messenger RNA, 1117 nt
Organism: Glycine soja
Lineage: Eukaryota; Viridiplantae; Streptophyta; Magnoliopsida; Fabales; Fabaceae
Exons: 1
Coding region: 97-639 (180 amino acids)
Source: RefSeq, a predicted model, not a curated record